Chironomus riparius is the source of this 2317-nucleotide messenger RNA. The record is from the annotation of a GenBank genome assembly. Lineage: Eukaryota; Metazoa; Arthropoda; Insecta; Diptera; Chironomidae.
AUUUGUGACGAGGCCCCCUCAUUUUUAAACUCGUGUUUAUUUGGAAAAAUUGAAGAACAAAAUAAAUUCUAAAAAACACAGUAAAUACUUUAAUUAAGUGAAAUAUAAAACAAUAAAGUUAAAGAUUAAACAGUAAGGAACAGAAAAAGCGUUAUUCUGAAAGAUGUCGUGGUUAUUUGGAGUGAAAAAACAAAAUAUUCCUGAAAUGCCUCAAGAAGGUUCUGUAAAUACAGCAGGACAAGCUUCAAAUGAUCAACAGCUUACUAAAGCUGAAAAAAAAGCAAUGGAAGCAUAUCGUUUUGAUUCUAGCGCUUUAGAAAGGGCAGCAGAUGCAGCUCGAACAUUAGAAAGAUCAAGCAAUGCAAAAGAAGCACUUGAAUUAUCAAAAUUACAAGAAGUAACGAGACAACAAGAAUAUCAAGUUAAAGUUAAGGAAUAUGAAGCGGCAAUGGAACAAGCAAAAGUCGACCAAAGACGUAUUGAUCACGAAGAAAGAAGAAAAACAUUAGCGGAAGAGACAAAACAACAAGCUCAACGUGCACAAUAUCAAGAUCAAUUGGCUAGAAAACGUUAUGAGGAUCAACUUCAACAACAACAAAGAGCAAAUGAUGAUAAUCUUCGUAAGCAGGAAGACUCAGUUGCAAAGCAGGAAGCAAUGAGACGGUCCACAAUUGAGCAUGAAAUGGAAAUGCGUGAAAAAAAUAAGUUAAAGCUAUUGGAAGCUGAAAUGAGGGCAAGGGCAAAAGUUGAGAGAGAAAAUAGAGAUUUGACAUUAGAACAAAUACGUUUAAAGGCACAAGAAAGUCGGGUAACAUUAUUAGAAGGAAUUAAAACUGCCGGAACUGUAAUUGGAACUGGAUUUGAGGCUUUAUUGACUGAUUGGAGUAAAGUUAUGACUGCUGCGGGUGGUUUAUCAUUAUUAGCUUUAGGUAUUUAUACCGCGAAAGGCACUACAGGAGUUACAGCUCGUUAUAUCGAAGCUAGAAUAGGCAAACCAUCACUAAUUAACGAAACAUCUCGUUUUUCUAUAUUGGAAGCAUUUAAACAUCCAGUUCAGACUAUAAAAAGAUUCCAACGAAAACCACUCGAUGCUCUUCAAGGAGUUGUACUGAGACCAAAGCUCGAAGAAAGAUUGCGUGAUAUUGCAAUUGCUACAAAAAAUACAAAACAAAAUCAAGGAUUAUAUAGAAAUAUUUUAAUGCACGGACCACCGGGAACUGGAAAGACAAUGUUUGUUAAAAAAUUAGCACAGCAUUCAGGAAUGGAUUAUGCAAUAAUGACUGGAGGUGAUGUUCUUCCCACUGGACGUGAAGCAGUAACUGAAAUUCACAAAGUUUUCGAUUGGGCAACAACUUCUCGUCGAGGUCUUUUACUGUUUAUUGAUGAAGCCGAUGCAUUUUUGAGAAAGAGAUCAAGCGAAAGAAUUUCUGAGGAUUUACGGGCUGCUCUUAAUGCCUUCCUUUACAGAACUGGUGAACAAAAUCCCAAAUUUAUGCUUGUUCUUGCUAGUAAUACACCCGAACAAUUUGAUUAUGCCAUUAAUGAUCGGUUGGAUGAAAUGGUUGAAUUUUCAUUACCUGGACCUGAAGAACGAGAUCGUCUUAUGCGUCUUUACUUUGACAAAUAUGUUCUUCAACCAGCAGCAGAAGGAAAGAAACGUUUUAAGGUCGAACAGUGGGAUUACGGUACAGUCUGUAAUAAAAUGGCUAAAAUGUGUGAAGGUAUGUCAGGUCGUGAAAUAUCAAAAUUGGGUGUUUCAUGGCAAGCCGCUGUCUAUUCCUCGGAAAAUGGAAUUCUUACUGAAAAGAUGGUUCUUGAUAGAUGUGAAUCUGCUGUAUAUCAACAUAAACAAAAGAUGGCUUGGUUAUCAGAACAAGAGAAAUUGGAUCAUAAAACUAUUAGUGCACAAGGAAACUACGAUAAUAAUUAAAUUAUAGGAACUAAGGUAAUACUGCAUAUGUAGCAAUACAUUUGAAAAUGUACAUUUUUAAUAGAAAUCAAUCAAAGAAAUAUUUAUGAAUCUUAAUGUUUAAAAAAAAUGUGAUUAUAUUUUUUAAAUAUGAAAAAAGUGACAAAGAAUUUUGAUUGAUUCUAUCUGCUUUUGAUGAAUGAAUCGAGGACAUACAAUUUUCAUUAUGUUGUAUUCGAUUCGACAAGUCAAACGUCGUGUUCCUUUACUCAUUGCAAAUGAAAUCACAGAAAUCGUUUCUAAAUUUCUAAAAUUAUGGAAAUGUAAUAAAAACAUAAAUAAGGAACUUUUAUCAUUUUAUAUAAAAAUAAUUAGAUUUGUUUCUUAAGAAUUAAAAAAAAAAUAGUA